Molecule: messenger RNA, 183 nt
Organism: Fomitiporia mediterranea MF3/22
Lineage: Eukaryota; Fungi; Basidiomycota; Agaricomycetes; Hymenochaetales; Hymenochaetaceae
Exons: 3
Cellular component (GO): mitochondrial inner membrane
Source: RefSeq, a predicted model, not a curated record
GGAGCCGGAUUUCACCCGCAUUUGCCUGGAUUGGGAUACCAGUUGCUAGCGAAGGGGUUGGGAGCAUCGAUGUGGUUCUUCAUUUUCUACCGUGCUCGACAAGACGGCGCUAAAUUAUUGGGCUUAAGCCAUCCAUGGGAACACCAUGGACACAAUAACGCUGAAAGUGAUGGACAUCAUUAG